GGCCGGCCCCCCUGCACCCGCCCCGCGGCUGGCGGGGCCCCUGCCCGCCUUUGGCCUGGCCCAGCCCAGCCCAGCCCAGCCGGCCGGUCACACGCGCGGCCAGCCUGCCGCCUCCCGCGCCUUGUGCGCCGCACUGCAGCGUCCAAGCCCACCGCCCGCCCGCCGCUCCCGGCCACAGCAACCCUGCCUAGGGAGCGGGGCAGAGUUGGCAUGGCCGGCCGGGGGCCCGCCACACUGGUGCUGGCCCUGGUGAUCCUGGAGGUGGCGCUGGCCGGGGCAGGGGCUCAGGAAGCAGCCCUAGAGAACCCCGACUACUACGUGCAGGAGAUCUGGAGCCAGGAGCACUACUAUGCGCGCCCGGAGCUGGAGCCUGAGUCCUUCUCGCCGCUGCCGCCUCCGCCCGCGGGGGCGGGGGAGGGGGCGCGGGAGCUGCGCCUGCUGGAGCCCAGGCCACCCAAGAAGGCGACCAAGCCCAAGAAAGCUCCCAAGAGGGAGAAGUUGGUUCCGGAGACGCCUGCACCAGGUAAAAAUAGCAACAGAAAAGGCGUGAGAGGCAAGAGUGCUGAGAGGGCUGCCAGCGAUGACCACAGUGUCCCCGAGGCCCAGGGUGAAGUCAGAGAGGGUUGCCCGCCUCUUGGUCUGGAAACCCUGAAAAUCACAGACUUCCAGCUCCACGCGUCCACAGUGAAGCGCUACGGCCUGGGGGCGCACCGGGGGCGACUCAACAUCCAGGCAGGCAUCAACGAGAACGACUUCUACGACGGGGCGUGGUGCGCGGGGAGGAACGACCUGCACCAGUGGAUCGAAGUGGAUGCCCGGCGGCUGACCCGGUUCACCGGGGUCAUCACUCAGGGGAGGAACUCGCUCUGGCUGAGUGACUGGGUGACCUCCUACAAGGUCAUGGUGAGCAAUGACAGCCACACGUGGGUCACCGUUAAGAAUGGAUCUGGAGACAUGAUAUUCGAGGGCAACAGUGAAAAGGAGAUCCCUGUCCUCAACGAGCUGCCGGUCCCCAUGGUGGCCCGCUACAUCCGCGUGAACCCGCAGUCCUGGUUCGAUGGCGGCAGCGUCUGCCUGCGGAUGGAGGUGCUCGGCUGCCCGCUGCCAGACCCGAACAACUACUACCACCGGCGGAACGAGAUGACCACCACCGACAACCUGGACUUCAGACACCACAACUACAGGGAGAUGCGCCAGCUAAUGAAGGUCGUGAAUGAGAUGUGCCCCAACAUCACCAGGAUUUACAACAUCGGCAAGAGCCACCAGGGCCUGAAGCUGUACGCGGUGGAGAUCUCCGACCACCCCGGGGAGCACGAAGUCGGGGAGCCCGAGUUCCACUACAUCGCGGGGGCGCACGGCAACGAGGUGCUGGGCCGCGAGCUGCUGCUGCUGCUGGUGCAGUUCCUCUGCCAGGAGUACCUGGCUGGCAACGCGCGCGUGGUCCGCCUGGUGGAGGAGACCCGCAUCCACAUCGUGCCCUCCCUGAACCCCGACGGCUACGAGAAGGCCUACGAAGGGGGCUCGGAGCUGGGAGGCUGGUCCCUGGGACGCUGGACCCACGACGGCAUCGACAUCAACAACAACUUUCCUGACUUAAACACGCUGCUCUGGGAGACGGAGGACCGCCAGAAUGCCCCAAGGAAGGUCCCCAACCACCACAUCGCCAUCCCCGAGUGGUUCCUGUCUGAGAACGCCACGGUGGCGGUGGAGACCAGGGCCGUCAUAGCCUGGAUGGAAAAGAUCCCCUUCGUGCUGGGCGGCAACCUGCAGGGGGGCGAGCUGGUGGUGGCGUACCCCUACGACAUGGUGCGGUCCCUGUGGAGGACGCAGGAGCGCACGCCCACCCCGGACGACCACGUGUUCCGCUGGCUGGCCUACUCCUACGCCUCCACGCACCGCCUCAUGACCGACGCCAGGAGGAGGGUGUGCCAUACGGAGGACUUCCAGAAGGAGGAUGGAACUGUCAACGGGGCCUCCUGGCACACUGUGGCCGGAAGUCUCAACGAUUUCAGCUACCUUCACACAAACUGCUUCGAGCUGUCCAUCUACGUGGGCUGUGACAAAUUCCCGCACGAGAGCCAGCUGCCCGAGGAAUGGGAGAAUAAUCGGGAAUCCUUAAUCGUGUUCAUGGAGCAGGUUCAUCGCGGCAUCAAAGGCGUGGUGAGGGAUUUACACGGAAGAGGAAUCCCGGACGCCGUCAUCUCCGUGGAAGGCAUCAGCCACGACAUCCGAACAGCCAACGACGGGGAUUACUGGCGCCUCCUGAACCCCGGGGAGUACGUGGUCACGGCCAAGGCGGAAGGCUUCACCUCGUCCACCAAGAACUGCAUGGUCGGCUACGACAUGGGCGCCACCCGGUGCGACUUCGCGCUCAGCAAAACCAACCUGGCCAGGAUCCGGGAGAUCAUGGAGAAGUUCGGGAAGCAGCGCGCCAGCCUGCCGGCCCGGCAGCUGAAGCUGCGGGGGCGGAAGCGGCGGCAGCGCGGGUGACCUCCCGACGCCGGAGCUGCGUCCAGACCCCGGCAGAUGGAACCACCCCUGGUCAUAGCUCCACAGAGGACGCCCUCCCCGUCGUUGUCCACUCUGUAACCCCAGAAGGCCUGGGGGAGUGUAUGUGCUGCAAGUCCGUUCCCCAGGGGAGGGCUGGAGGCUUGGGGUCUUUUCUUUCCUUUGUUCCCAUGUAUCCAAAUAACUUGGGCAGGGCAGCAGAGAAAGGCUGGUGGGAGGGAGCGAAUUCAGCAAGUCAAGCAGAAUCAGAGAGAGAGAGAGAGAGAGAGAGAGAGAGAAGAGCUGGCCUGCUCGGGGGCUCCUGGCUGGGCAGGAGGGGAUUCCCGCGCCUCCCCUGUUCGCGUGACAGCGGAUGCCCUGAGCAUCUGUGACGUGCGUGCGUGGCUGAAAUUGCUGCGUGCCAGGGGCCCUGCUGUCCCCAGUGUCACCCUUCGAGAUGUUCACGGGCCUUCUGAGACAAUCCACCCUCUCUGGCCCCAGGACAUCCCAAGCUGCUGCAAUUCAGUUGUGCUGUUGUCGACAAUAGAGGCAUUGCCAAGUGCUCAUCAGGCGGGCGGCCUCCUGAGUCCAUCUAUUUCCCUUUCAACAAAGGAGUGUCAUGCUCACGGCAGGGGAGGAUGGCUGAAACAAUUCAAGAGUGAUGGUUGGGCAGCAGGCACUCCCGGGGGCUGGUUGCAUGCCUACUGGGUUUGCAGAGAACCCCCACAUUUCCUGCUGGUCCAGUAGCCCUGGGGGCUCCUUGGGUGGUACCGGCAGGAGGUGCCAGCCUCCUAAGGAACCACGUCUGUAGUCCGGCCCCUCUGUGAGCUGCUGGGACGUGGAAAGAGAAGGCAGGCUGACCUGUGGCCCUCUCUGCCCCAGACGGUCCCCCCCGCCCACGGAAGUGAGCUCUCCUAAACUGCCUGACGUCUCGACGGCAGGAACUUCCCAUGCACCCCAUGCACGGGGUACCAGGCCUUCCAGCUCACACUGAAUGUGAUGAAAGGCUCUUAGAACCAGUAUCUGUGGAGCGUCGGUUCACGAGGGGUUACGGAAUUGCCAUGCGAGAAAAUCUGUCUCACUUUUUGUUACUGUUGCUGCCUCACUGACCUGGGAAGAAUGAGAAAAAUAAAGAAAGCAAGUGGUAA
Molecule: messenger RNA, 3635 nt
Organism: Phyllostomus hastatus (greater spear-nosed bat)
Lineage: Eukaryota; Metazoa; Chordata; Mammalia; Chiroptera; Phyllostomidae
Gene: CPXM2
Product: carboxypeptidase X, M14 family member 2
Exons: 14
Coding region: 211-2490 (759 amino acids)
Biological process (GO): proteolysis
Molecular function (GO): metallocarboxypeptidase activity; zinc ion binding
Source: RefSeq, a predicted model, not a curated record